AAUGAGUGCUGUGCCUUAUGAGAAGAUUUGUGAAUUAUCAAGUCCACUGUAUUUCCCUUUAGAGAUUGAUGGAGCUAUAUAUAUGGUUUCAUAAAAUGGUGAUAUUUUAAAAUUCAAGGAUGGAUAAUUUAAGGUAAUGUAUAUAAAUUGAAUUUAGGCUGAAUUUCAUAUAUCAGGAUAACCAUAUUCAAUUGUGAUUGAUAAACCUAACAAAUUUAUAUAUGUGGCUGAUAUGGCUCAUUAAGCAAUUUUAAAGAGAUAUAUUGAUGAGAACAGUUAAGAAUAAAUUGUAGAAUUUUUGAAAGAAUAUGAAGGAUAACCCUUAUUAGGACCUAAUUCAUUAUUAUUGUCAACCAAAAAUAGUAAUUAUUAGUAUAAUUAGAUUUGUUAUUCUUUACUGAUUCUGGACCAUUUGGUGAAACUUCAAUAGAAAAUUGUAAAGGAUCUCUAUUUGCUAUAGAUAUGGAUGCUUAAAUUGUUAAACCCUUAGCAUUAUAAUGUUUAGCAUAUCCAAGUGGUAUAUGUUUAAGCAAUAAUUAAAAAUUAUUAUAUUUGUGUGAAACAGGAAAAAAUAGAGUAUUACGUUUUGUUUAAACAGAUGCAGGUAUAUUUUAUUAUAGGUACUAAAUUAUUUAUAAAUUCAAUUAGCACCUAUAUAUAAUUAAAUGGUAGAUUUGGUCCAAUUGCUUGUGCAGUAUCAUAAUCAGAACAUUUAUAUGUAGCUAGAUUUGAAUUUGGAUAUGUUUCUGAAGAAGGAUAAAUAAGCAUAUUUAAUGCAAAUGGAAUUAAUGUGGAGAAUGUAUCUAUUCCCCAAUGUCCUGAAAUAUCAGGAUUAACAUUUUCAAGGUAUGAAUUUAAAUUAAUUAUAUAGCUAAAAAUCGAAUAUUCUUUAUGUUACUGAGAAUUCAUCAACACCAAGUUGUUUACGUAUUUUGAUUAAUAUUGAAGAAAAGGAUGAAGCAAAGAAAAAGGAAAAAGAUAAAUUUAAAUGA
Messenger RNA from Paramecium pentaurelia, 992 nucleotides. The record is from the annotation of a GenBank genome assembly. Lineage: Eukaryota; Ciliophora; Oligohymenophorea; Peniculida; Parameciidae.